Messenger RNA from Porites evermanni, 4117 nucleotides. NCBI's taxonomy places the organism in Eukaryota, Metazoa, Cnidaria, Anthozoa, Scleractinia, Poritidae. The record is from the annotation of a GenBank genome assembly.
AUUUUAAUAUUCACUAUUAUCAAUGUUAUAAGGAGAAGAUCGUAAAUAUUUUGGACUUUUCUCAGAAAGCGAAGCACUGAAAAAUAUUUUUUGGAGUAUUUGACGCAAUCGAUGCUCGCGCUAAAGAACCUAUGACUCAACAAACGGAUCUCUACUUCUUCGAUCAAUGUUUCAGACGUCGAAAAUACAAGCGCUAUCGAAAACCUCAAGAGCUGUUGCCGUUUUCAUUAAGGCUCACGGGACUUAGUGGAGCUGUUAAAGUCGAAGCCUAUCUUAAACAACAACAACAAAAAGCUGGAGAAGGAAAAGAAGGCUACAAUAAGGUUUCUGUGGCCGAGAAAGACAAUGAAGCUGAGUCGCCAUCUCGUGCAGGCCUGAAUCGUAAGGAUCGAGAUGUUGAUUUUGAAGGUGUAAAAAAAUUUCACGGUGGAAAACCGUUUAACUUACCGGAUAUUGCAGCUCGUGGUGUUCAUUCACCACCAGCCAUAAGGAGCUAUGAGCAGCUAGAGGGAGACGACGAAGAGGAGGAUACACAGAGGUUCUUGUUCGAGGAAAAUAAAUUCGCGGCACCGAAUCUGUUAGCGCAACUUGGACGAUUAAUUGAUCACAUACACGAGGUACAGUUGGAAGAAUUAGAAGAGGUUCAGUCUAGUAGUGGUCACUUUAAUAGCGGAUCUGCGACACCCGUGCCCGAGGAAGAACAAAGUUUGAUCUCUGAAACUAUUCGCAGUGGAGGCGUCUUUAUCCCACUACCAGACGAUUUGCAUAAGAAGCUGCGAGGAAACUUCGAGGAACUAUCCGCCAAUGUUGUGUAUGUUCGCCGAGAAUGGCAAACGACAAGUUAUAGAGAGCAGGCAAUUUUAAAGAAACGACUGGGUAUCAUGAGUGACUCACAAACGAAUGUAGAUGUGGCUAAGAGUCCUGAUAAAAGUACAGUAUCAGGAGAGCAAAUCAAAACAAAUGAUGAUAUUAAGGCAUCUGCACCUAAAGGAUCCGAGUCAAAAGAUUUCACUAAACGAAAACAAUCAACUGUCGGUGAGACUACUUCGAAGAUCGAUUCUACCGAUGAUCACAGGAGAGAAUCGCUUCUUGGUGUAAAUACUCCAGACCUUAGUACGAGUCAUACUGAGUUUCCAAGCCGUCGUGAAUCAUCAUCGCGACUUUCGUUCAUUACAAGUCGUUCUAAGACUCGGUUAGAGAGGUUCAAGGUAUUUACGGAUAAGGUUUCAUCUGGUAAGUGAUAAUUUCACUUGUGUAUUGUUUAGUUUCCCCUUCUCUAAAAAGUCAAAAAAUAUUUUGAAUACGAUACGAACAGAACUCGUAAAUUUCAAUGCAAUUUUUACGAAAUUUACAUGACUUUAAUAACAUCUCUGCAGCUGCAAAGCAUUUGAAUGACUUCCUGUCACGAUUUCCCGCGAAAAUUAAGUCAAUUAUUUGAUUUUAUUAUUUGUUAUGUGCCACUGUCGCGGACCGUUAUUUAAUGAACGAAAAAUCGGGCUAUUUAAUUCUUUUCUUCAUUGUUAGCACUGAAAGAUUUAUUUUUCAUAUAAUAUCUUCAGAGAAAAGAAGAACUGCAAGUGGAAGUCACUUUGAUGAGGAUGAAGAAAAUCAAAAAGAUUUAUCUGAUGGUGAGUGGAAAAAAAGUUUUUGAAUUAUUAGUUUGCGGUGAGUGGAAUAUGCACUGUGUACACACUAGCAACUAGCAAGCGAUGACCGGAAAUACAUCUGCUGUUUGUAGGCUAACUAGCUAACUAAAUUAAUUAUUGUUUACAUUUGUUUUGUUUCAGUUCAUUCUGGUCAUGGUACCUCAGGGCAACCAACUGUUAUUAACUUCUCUCUUCUCUCAAAAACCUGUGAGGAAAAAGGUAACACUAACAUUAAUUUAAACAUGUAUAUAUUUUUGAGAAAAAUUAAGUGUUUCAUGAGAGGAAAUACAGAAAAUGUACUUGAUCUAUAAUUAUUGUAAUUAUAAUUAUUAUUAUUAUUAUUAUUAUUAUUAUUAUUAUUAUUAUUAUUAUUAUUGUUAUUUAAUCAUUUGCCUUAUUAAUGUUGUAUUUGACAGGUUGGAUUCUGCAUCAAGAUAGUGCAAGUGACCUUGAAAGACAAACAUUGUUAGAAUGGGCACGAGCUAGGCUACAGCAAGCUAUAAGAGAAAAGUAAGAUUCCUAUAAAUAAUGUAUUGGAUUAUACCAGCUCUGACACAGUGUAUGCCAUGUUAAUUUAUAAGUGUAACUUGUUCAUAAAUGCUGAUUAGCUUUGGUGUUCUUUUGCUUUCAUUUGACUGUUCAUAAUCAAGUAUUACCCAGGCUCCAAUUUUAAUACAUUUUCUUAAAAAAAGGAUUUUGUUACAGGAUCAGAGUAAAACCCAUCAGUGUUAUUGUAAAUAUUGCUAUUUACAUCAUCAUCAUCAUCAUCAUCAUCAUUAUUAUAAUCAUUAUUACUAUUAUCAUCAUUAGUACAUUAUUAUUAUAAUCACUAUUAUUAUUAUUAUUGAAAAUUAUUAUGAUUACAGUUGAACCUCUCCACAAUGGCCAUCUUGAGGAGCGAAGAAAGUGGCCAUUCAAAAGAGGAUUGAUGUAUGGAUGUAUGGAUCGCCCACCAAAUAAAAUGGUCAUUUUGGAGAGGUGGCCAUUAGUGGAAGUUUUACUGUAUGUUAUUUUUAUUAGUAGUAAUUACUAUUGUUAAUUUUAUCACUGAUUUUCUCAUAACUUUUUACAGGGAAGAGAUGAACGAGAAAGCAAAGGAACUUGGUGUAGAUGGCCCUCUAGUUACUAAAUACUAUGGAGACACUCAGAGGGAAGCUGCUAUGAAGUACAAGAAGGGUGUAUCAUGGGCCAAGAGGUGGAAGAACCUCUCAGAUGAGGACAAGAGACCAAAGUUUCUCACCAGCUUACCAGAUGGCACCUCUUAUUGCUAGUAUCUUUUAUAAAGUACAAAAACUCUACCGGUAUCGUAUCCCUGAUGUAACCAGACCUUGGUCAGUGGGGGAAAUAUUAUUCCUUUUCCUUUGUCUAGGCACAGCUUUCUUAGAGCUUAGAAAUUAAAGGCCAGAAAUCCACCAGUCUGUUCUUUUCUCUAAGAAUUCACAAGAUCUUUCCCAAGUUUCAUCAAAGACUAUGUCCCUUCCUGUUAUUUUAGUAGGCAGAUUUAGCAAAGACAAUGCUAUCUUUUGAAUGAGAUCACAAAAGGACCUGGUGCACUCAACUUCCGGUGUUCAAUUUGCUGCUCUGUACAGACACCAUUAUCAUUGUCAUUGCAUUGUCUUUGCUUAAUCUGCCUAAUGGAGGCACUCAGUAAUAUCCUUGUUACUGUAUUUGUUGUCACCAUGUUGUUAUAAUUCAAAGUUUUGUAUUCUUUAACGCAACUGUUUUCAGCUACCCUUCUGGCAGAGUGGCUAUAUGUGCCAUAUACCCUGGUCCUAAUAUUGCUGGGAGGUACACUAUAGUGUAUGGAGACUCUGUUGACAAUCCAAUGUUAGCAAUUUUUGUUCCAGCAGGACAAGGCUGCUGUUUCCACAAGAAUGGAAGCAUUAGGUAAUAAUAUAAAGAUAUUAGGUGAUUAAUUCCUUAAUGAAUCUGGCUGCUACGAGUUAGACAGUCUCACACCUGAACCUGACUGUGUUUCAUCUUCUUUGAUAGAUUUGUCUCAACCACUAAAUUUGGAGCUGUCAUGGAGGAUGUAAGUAGAAGUGGAAUUUUUACCUUUUCACAGUUUUCUUUUGUGUUCAUGUUUUCCCAGCAAACAGAGAUCUUCAAUAGUAUGAGAUGCUUUAUAUUCCUUGGAUUCAGUCUGGCUGGUUUUAUAGACUGUACUUCAUACAUACUCAAUACAUACUUCCUCCUCAAAGCCAGCUGAGUACAAAUUUAAUCCAACCAAGGGGAGACUGAGUAUAUCUCAGCUUCCAAUACUAAAAAGUAUUGGAGCUGGUGGUAAAACCCACCUUUCUCGGUUACACAAUUUACUCUAUCUCUUUUGACUUCCACCCUUCCAUCUUUAUCAUGUAUUUUUCUAAUAUUUUUGAUAAUGGACUGUUGACUGUGUUCAGGAUGGCAAAGUGGAACAGAAGUGGAAAUGGCCUCUUGGAAGACUUCAAACAACUGUUGUAGUACAGGUAAGC